Messenger RNA from Hemibagrus wyckioides, 1944 nucleotides. Its product is annotated as serine protease HTRA1A-like. The transcript has 9 exons. Gene Ontology annotation, biological process: positive regulation of apoptotic process; programmed cell death; proteolysis. NCBI's taxonomy places the organism in Eukaryota, Metazoa, Chordata, Actinopteri, Siluriformes, Bagridae. Bases 1 to 1485 code for a protein of 494 amino acids. The record is from RefSeq and is a predicted model, not a curated record. Gene Ontology annotation, molecular function: protein binding; serine-type endopeptidase activity. Gene Ontology annotation, cellular component: extracellular region.
AUGGAGUCGCUCGUGCUCAGCUCCGUGUUGCUGUGUUUAAGCUCUGUAGUUCUUGUUUCUCCGGUGAACGCGCGGAUCGGUAAGCGUGCGCUGAUCGGCGCUUGUCCCGCGCGUUGCGACAAGUCUCGCUGUCCCGCGCUGCCUGCGCGCUGCGCCACGGAGCUCGCGCUCGACGCGUGCGGCUGCUGCGCGGUGUGCGCGUCCGGUGAGGGUGAAGCGUGCGCCGGGACCGGGGGCGCCAGGCGACUCGGCGAUCCGGUGUGCGCGCGCGGUCUGCGUUGUGUCGAGUCAUUAUCCUCGCCACUGUCGUCCUCCACCUCAUCAUCAUCCUCACCAGUCGUGAUCCGGCGAAGAGCGCGAACAGCAGUGUGUGUUUGCGCGAGCGAGGAGCCGGUGUGCGGCAGUGACGGAGUCUCCUACCGGAGCGCGUGCGAACUGAAACGGGCCAGCGAGCGCGCGCAGGAGAUACAACAGUCGCCAGUGCUUCUUGUGCACAAAGGAGCGUGCGGAGAAGUUCAGGAAAAGCCAACCAGUCUGAGAUAUAAAUACAACUUCAUCGCUGACGUGGUGGAGAAAAUCGCACCUGCUGUCGUUCACAUUGAACUAUACCGCAAGAUGGUGUACAGUUUGCGCGAGAGGGCUGUGGCCACUGGUUCAGGAUUUAUCGUGUCUGAUGAUGGACUCAUCGUCACUAACGCCCACGUGGUCGCCGAUAAAAACCGGGUGAAAGUGGAGCUGAAAAACGGACAGUCGUACGACGCCAAAAUCACUGACAUCGACGAAAGAUCGGACAUCGCUCUCCUCAAGAUCAACUCUCCGAGUAAACUUCCUGUGAUGAGUCUGGGCCGGUCAGCUGAUCUGAGACCAGGCGAGUUCGUGGUGGCCAUUGGGAGUCCGUUUUCAUUGCAGCACACAGUGACCACGGGGAUCGUCAGCACCACGCAGAGGGGAGGGAAAGAGCUCGGACUCCGCAACUCCGACAUGGACUACAUCCAGACCGACGCCAUCAUCAAUUAUGGAAACUCAGGAGGACCUCUGGUUAAUCUGGAUGGAGAAGUAAUCGGAAUAAACACCCUGAAGGUGACGGCCGGAAUCUCCUUCGCCAUUCCAGCAGACAAGAUCAGAGAAUUCCUCACCGAGUCGUAUGACAGACAGGCCAGAGGGCGAGUCACAGCUAAGAAGAAAUACAUCGGGAUUCGGAUGAUGUCGCUGACGCCCGAGCUGGUAAAGGAGCUGAAAGAGAAGCUGGGCGAUUUUCCUGACGUCACGUCCGGCGCUUACGUGGUCGAGGUCAUCUCCAGAACUCCAGCAGCAGUAGGAGGAGUGAAGGAGAAUGACAUCAUCAUCUCGGUUAACGGUGUGCGAAUUUCCUCAGCUGCUGAUGUCAGUUCUGUAAUUAACACAAACGCCAUGUUGAACAUCAUCGUUCGCCGUGGUAACGAGGACGUCCCUCUGACCGUUGUUCCCAUGGAGAUUGACCCUUGACCUCGACUCUCCUCCUGUCUGUGUGUCGGUGCUCUGAGACGAGACGAGUCACUGACUGAGGCGUUGCAUGAGGAUGGAGAUUUACAUUAUUUUAUUUUAUUUUAUUUUAUAGUUUUUCUUUAAAAGUAUUGAAUUUAAAUAAUAUUAUUGUUUACAGUUUAAUAAAAUAAGCCUUUUUGUUGUACUUUAGUUACUGUUUUUUUAAAGAUAAAUGGAAUGUUAAUGAAACGCGGAAUGUUCAGCCAAGCACACGGAGAAUAUCAGGAACAUCUGAAGAACUUUUGCUGGAUUUUACACCGUUUUUGUAAAAUAAGCAGAAUUUUGAUUGAUAAGAUCUGGGUUUUAAAAUCUUUUUUAAAAGAUGUGUUGAAAUUUUUUGCUUGUUAUUCUGCUUAUUAAAAAGGUAAAAUACUGAGAGGGACUGUGUCUCUUUUAUUUAGCACAGAAUUUUUACUCUGA